This is a messenger RNA of Chironomus riparius, 1074 nucleotides long. The record is from the annotation of a GenBank genome assembly. NCBI's taxonomy places the organism in Eukaryota, Metazoa, Arthropoda, Insecta, Diptera, Chironomidae.
AUGGCUAAGAGAGAGAAAAACAAAACACCAACAACAGAUCAACAAGAGAUUGAAUUAUCAAAUUCAUUAAUCUUAGGUGCAUAUUCGAUAGAUGAUAAUGGAGAUUUUCAAAAUGACCUCAGUGCUUUAAAAUAUCUAAAGAAAACUUAUUGGAAUACACCACAAGAUGUAAAUUUCAAUUUAAAAGAAAUAUAUGAAAGUAUGAAGAUAGAUGCGCGACCUCAUAAUUAUCUUGAAAGACUCAAAAGCCUAACAAGAUUUAUUCAAGAGAAUCCUGAAAAUAUUAUCAAAAAUAAUAAAGUUGAUGCCGAUUUUGUUUGCUUUCGUGGUGUUUUAAAGUAUGUUUUAGCAUCUUUUUAUUGCCACCAAGGAUGGAUUGUUGAAGCUGUAAAGCUAAAAGGAACAAUUUACAUGGCCUUAAUCACUAAUUGCUUAAUGGAGCCAUUAGAUUAUUUAACAAUAUUUGAAAAUUGUAUUGUUACGUCUGAUCCUAAUAAAGACUCUGUGGCUGUGAUUAAACCAUCAGCUUCAGAAUUUCACUUUGUAAUGUCCAAAAAAAUUAAUGAUAUUAAAUUACUUUUUGGCGGGGAAUGUGAUGCAAUAAUUAGUGACGAACCUGUAGAAUCAUUAGAUGACUUAAGAAACUCGAAAUUAAUUGAAAUAAAAUCCAGAGGUGACAAAUCUAGACAUUAUAUGGAUUAUUUUAGAGACUACAAAAAAUUACAUUGGUGGUGUCAGUCUUCAAUAGCUUCAAUUGAUAGUAUUUACCUUGGUAAACGUGAUGAAAAUGACAUUGUUAAAACUAUCGAGAAAAUCGAUGUAGAGUCUCUGGAAACCCCAGAAAAAUCACAAAAGUUUUGGAAUAAAAAUGUCUGUUUGCAUCGAUUAAGAGAAUUUUUGAGAAAUGUCCAAGUGGAUAUGGAAGAUGUAAAUGAUCCAAGAACAGUAUACCGCUAUGAAUGGAAGGAAAGAUUUACAACCAAUUGGAAAAAUCAAUUUCCAAUGUUUCCGGAUAUUAUGCAAGAUAGAGGAAUGCUUUCCGAAGAUUACGUUUUGUUUAUCAACAAUCUGUGA